Molecule: messenger RNA, 1189 nt
Organism: Cornus florida
Lineage: Eukaryota; Viridiplantae; Streptophyta; Magnoliopsida; Cornales; Cornaceae
Product: fasciclin-like arabinogalactan protein 14
Exons: 1
Coding region: 80-946 (288 amino acids)
Cellular component (GO): plasma membrane
Source: RefSeq, a predicted model, not a curated record
UUCAAGUUUUCCUCCUGAUCAGAAAAUAAACAAGAACUCAUCUUCAGGUUUGAUCGACCAAAUAAUCUCAAUCUCGAAGAUGAGUUCAUUCGCCCAGCCAUCGUUCCUUCUCUUCUCCUCCUUCCUCCUCCUCUCCUCCACCGCCACCGCAUUCAACAUCACCAACAUUCUCUCAAAGAACCCCGAGUUCAGCAACUUCAACCAGUACCUCAACGAGACCGGCCUCAACAGGGAGAUCAACAGGCGAUCCACCAUCACUGUCCUCGCCGUCAGCAAUGGCGCCGUCUCCUCCAUCUCGGACAAGUCCACGGACCUCAUCAAGAGCAUCCUCAGCAACCACAUAGUCCUUGACUACUAUGAUAUUCCCAAGCUCCAGAAGCUCAAGGGUAAGUCCGAAAUCUUGACCACAUUGUACCAAUCCAGCGGCGUCGCCAAUAACCGGCAAGGGUUCUUGAACGUGACCAACUUAGGCAACGGAAACAUCGUGUUCGGGUCCGCUGUGAAAGGCGCUCCUCUGGAUGCUAAGCUCGUCAAGUUGGUGGCGUCUCAGCCGUUCAACAUUUCCGUUAUUGAAGUCUCUAGUGUUAUAGUUGCACCCGGCAUUGACGGAAACUUCACCGCUCCGCCACCAAUGAUGACACCUGCUCCGGCACCGUCACCGUUGAGGGCCAAGGCACCGAGGAAGGCCAACGCCCCCAAGAAGGCACAGGCCCCAGAGGUUGAAUCCCCGGUUGACGAAGGAUCCGAUGAUACUACUCCUAGCGAGGCACCAGCACCCAGCCCGACACCCGACAGCGCUCCUCCCAAGUCAGACACACCUGCUGCGGAUGCACCAGCAACCGAAGACGCCACUGCUCCAGCUUCGCCGGCCUCACGCGCCGUCCUGAGUGCUGGUGGUGUCAUGGGAUUGGUGUUAGCAUUGACGGUUGUCUUUUUGAAAUUUUAGUUUUGAUUACACAUUAACUGACAGUAGGGGUCGGUUGCAAAAUUUUCUAAGACUUAGAAAAAUUGGGUGUAUUUUUUCCCAUCUAGAGGCGGGAAGGUCGUAGACUUGAAUAAGAAACAUGUUAAAAUUUUUGAGUCUCUUUUUUUACAAAAGAAAGCAUUUCAAGGGGUACUUGUGGAGCCCUAAGCUGUAUUGAAAACAAAAAGAAUAUAAAAAUUCUUCAGUAUUUACGACUUAAUUAAA